Messenger RNA from Kwoniella mangroviensis CBS 8507, 978 nucleotides. RefSeq lists its product as uncharacterized. The transcript has 5 exons. Bases 1 to 978 code for a protein of 325 amino acids. Lineage: Eukaryota; Fungi; Basidiomycota; Tremellomycetes; Tremellales; Cryptococcaceae. The record is from RefSeq and is a predicted model, not a curated record.
AUGAUACCCAUAGAACUCGAACCAUCACCUUCCAUCCCCUUACACUCCCUCGAAGCACUCCAGUCCGAUGCACUUCUUCCAAUUUGCAGAGCCUGUGGUACCCAAUACCCUUUGACUUCCUCGCUCAAGAGGAACUGUGCGAUAUGUGAAGAUCCGAGACAAUUCGUCCCUUCCUCAGGCCAAGAAUGGACGACGUUAGCUGAGAUGGGUGAAGGUGGCAGGAAACAUAUCAUGUUGAAAGAUGAAGAGGAUAGUAGGAUAUCGAUGAUCAGCUGUGAACCUGCUUUUGCGAUUAAUCAAACUCCAACACUGAUCGAAACAGCCGAAGGGUCGUAUAUAUGGGACUGCUCCUCCUUUAUAUCAUUACCAUUGAUAGGGCAUCUGUCCAAGCUCGACAAACCUCUAAAAGCGAUUGCUAUUUCUCAUCCUCAUUUCUUCUCAACCUCAUUGACCUGGUCUCGAGCCCUCAAAGUACCUUUAUAUCUCUGUGAGGACGAUAAGGAUUGGUAUCAACGUCUAGGCGACAUACGGCCUGACGAUCAGGUGGUUUGGUGGAUAGGGGAGAAAGAAAUGGGCAGGGGAAUCAUGUUGGUGCAAUGUGGAGGUCAUUUUCCCGGAUCAUCCAUACUUUACUGGGACAGACUAUCCGAACCUCCUCCACCUAAAGAUAAUCUACCUACGAAACCCACUCCAGUCUCGGGUAUAAUAUUCACGGCGGAUACGAUCAUGGUCCAGCCUACCCAGAAGAGCUUCUCGUUCAUAUGGUCCGUACCCAAUAUGAUACCGCUCCGUCCUCAAUCGAUAUUGUCCAUCCAAGAUUGUCUCAAACAUCUUUCUUUCGCCCAGGCAACUUCAUCCUGGCCUAAUAGGUGGAUAAGGCAAGAUGCCAAAAAGGCUUUGGAGGAAAGUGUAACUACCUUCUUAGCGGCGGAAGGGUGGAGGAUUGAUGAAGGGGAAUUAGUGAAGCUCAUCACCUGA